CACGAGGGAAACUAAUUUUGCUGAUUAAUCAUUAAUGUAGUGAAUUUCAAUAAGUUCCAAAUCAAUCAUAAGUCAAUUAUAAUUCUCUAUAAUGUCAUUAAACGAUUUACCUGAUAAUUGUCUUUUGAAGAUCUUGAGAAAUGUCCAUGAGGCCAAAGAUUUGAUUCGAUUGUCCAAAGUUUGCUCGAGAUGGUCCGAUUUAAUUACGCCGAGAUUUAAGCGAGUUAAAUAUCUUCGGUUUGUGGCUGGUAAAGUUGAUUAUAUUGAUGGGGACAGUUUAAGGAUUAAUCAUGAUACAGAUUGGAAGGAUUACAAUUUAAUCGAAUUUUUUCCAAAUCUCAAGAUCAUAGAGGUUUCGUCCUAUUAUUGUAUUUAUAUUCGACCUGAUAUUUUCAUCCAAAUUAUCAGCAAUCCAAAUGUAAAAGGAUUGAUUGGACUCUUUAGCUUUAUAAGAGACUAUAAUUAUAACUUGGAGAAUAUCGAAAUGUGCGUUGGAAAGUUUGAUUUUGAUUAUAAAAGAGUUUUUCGCCCUAAUCAGUUGAAACAAAUUCGCUGUUUCGAUUUUAAUAUGAAGUAUCUUCCUUCAUUCAUUGGAUAUUUUCCGAAUUUGAAGCGACUUAACAUAGAAUUUGAUAAAGCGGAUCAAGCUUUUUACAACUUUUGUAACGUUCUUUACAAUGGACCGAGUUUGUCUUCGUUAAAGAUCCUUGAACUUGGUUCAAAUGGUUUUGUUGGAAAAUUCACCGGAUUUCAUUUCAUGGAUUUUUGUCCAUCUUUGGAAAGUGCUUUCAUCAGUUGUUGGGCAUAUGAUAUUCAUGUAGAUGAAUCGAUAAAAAAUUACAAUCUAAGAGAUUUGGUUAUCGAUAACGUUGAGUCUGGUAGUUUUUCGUGGCCAAUACUUAAAAGAGUGCUGUCUAAAUUCCCUAAUUUACAUCAUUUAGCGAUGAGAAAUAUUGAUCAGCUUGAUGAUAGUAAUUUAGAAGAAUUGAUAAAGUUAUUACGAAAGUUGAAGAUAUUGGACUUGAGAGGAUUUAAGAAAGAGACGCAAAAAUCAGCUGAUCUUCUGUUCAAAUAUUGUGUCAAAGAGAAUCGAUCAAUCGCAAUAUAUUACGAUUGUGAAAACGAACCCGUCGAAUGGCCUAAAUUGGUUUAUUAUUAUUGUGGACCAAUUUGCUAUGGAUUUGAUUUCAUGAAACAUUGUUUCUACAAAAAAUUCAGUUGUCUUCCAGAUCUCAUUGAUGAAUGAAAAUCGAAACAAACUUUGAUGUAGCAAACCUUCAUCUCACUCGUAGUUACAAAUACCAUUGUUGAUCAAAAUCACCAGACACCAAAACAGGUCAGUUUAAGCUGAUUACCCGUCCGCUUCAACAAACGAAUGACCGAACCAGAAAGCCAUCCAAAUUUCAAUCACUAGCAAUAAGCAGCAUCCAUUUCAUAAACGAUAAACAUGUCAACAUUUCUUUCUAUUAAUUUUAAUCAACACGAGCGACAUUAAAGUUAUGCCUGCUUGUCAACGGAAUCACAAUAAACUAUCAGCUGGUUUAAGAGGGAACCGAUUUCAAUUUUCAA
Molecule: messenger RNA, 1569 nt
Organism: Panonychus citri (citrus red mite)
Lineage: Eukaryota; Metazoa; Arthropoda; Arachnida; Trombidiformes; Tetranychidae
Exons: 6
Coding region: 92-1246 (384 amino acids)
Molecular function (GO): protein binding
Source: RefSeq, a predicted model, not a curated record